GCAGCGAGAGCGCGCCACCUUUCUUUUCCAUUGAACGUAGGAGCGCGCGCAAGCUGCGCAGAUUACGUUCAGAGGAGGAGUCGGAAGGAAGAAAGACAGAGAAAUAAACACGACGGAGGUUACCAGUACCUGAGUUAACCGUCUAUAGCGAGACGAAACAGGUUGUGGAUUUUAAACCAAGGCAAGGGAGGUGACGGAACACCAUUCAUGACCAAGAUGAGUCAGAAAUCGGAGCGCCGAGGGAUCCGCGUUGACCAAUCAGAGCUGCUGUGUACAAAAGGAUGCGGUUACUACGGCAACCCCGCCUGGCAAGGCUUCUGCUCCAAGUGCUGGCGUGAGGAGUACCAUCACGUCCGUCAGAAACAGAUCAAGGAGGACUGGGCGCUGGCAGAGAGGCUGCAGAGGGAGGAGGAGGCAGCCUAUGCCAGCAGUCAGGGAGCGCAGUCCCAGCCUUCCCUCACACCCUUCUCUAAAUUCGAGGAGAAGAAGAGCAACGAGAAAACCCGCAAGGUCACCACCGUCAAGAAAUUCUUCAGCCCCUCGUCCCGGAUCGGAUCCAAGAAAGCGGCCCCGGAGACAGCUGGGAAGUGUGUCCCGAGUGGGAGGGAACGCCAUGCCGACACCCUCCUCAGGGACUUGAGGGAGAUUUUUACCCCACCCUGGGACCUGGCUUCCCCUACUGAAGCCCUGGCUGCCAGACUGAGAGAGAGCCAUGAGACAAAGGCCCCCAGCCCGUCGAUCAGCAGACAGGCCAGCAUCGAGACGGACCAGGUCUCCCGGGACUUCAUCGACUUCCUGAAGAGCCUGCACAAGCCGGGCCGCGAGAUCCACAAGCAGUGCCGGGCCUUCAUCGAGACCAUGGCCACCAAGGAGGACCACCAGAGUGUGGAGGAGCUGUCCGAGUGUGUGCAGGACUUCUACCAGAAUAUGUCAGACAGGCUGCUGACACACUUCAAAGGCUCCUCCGAGCGGGUGGAGAGGGUGAUGGACCAGGUGGAGAAGUACAUCAUGACCCGCCUCUACAAGAACGUCUUCUGCCCUGAGAUCACGGACGAUGAGAAGAAAGAUCUGGCUGUGCAGAAACGCAUCAGGGCUCUGCACUGGGUCACUAUUCAGAUGCUGUGCGUCCCGGUCGAUGAAGAGAUCCCUGAAGUGUCUGACAUGGUGGUGAAGGCGAUCACAGAUAUAAUCGAGAUGGAUUCGAAGCGUGUCCCCAGGGACAAGCUGGCCUGCAUCACCAAGUGCAGCAAGGACAUCUUCAACGCCAUCAAGAUCACGAGGAAUGAGCCCGCCUCGGCUGACGACUUCCUGCCCACCCUCAUCUACAUCGUGCUGAAGGCCAACCCCCCGCGGCUGCAGUCCAACAUCCAGUACAUCACCCGCUUCUGCAACCCCAGCCGCCUCAUGACAGGAGAGGACGGUUACUACUUUACCAACCUGUGCUGUGCCGUGGCCUUCAUCGAGAAGCUGGACGCUCAGUCGCUGAACCUCAGCCCAGAGGAUUUCGAGCGCUACAUGACUGGCCAGGCGUCUCCGCGCAGGCAGGACCCCGAGGGCCUGAGCCAGGUGUACCAGAGCCUGGAGCUGCUGAGCGGGCUGGGGGAGCGUCAGGAGAUGGUGCUGGAUGGGGCACGGAGGCUGGAGAGCGACCUCAUCGACUGGCAGGACGGCGUGGCCCGGGAGGUGCAGGACAUCCUGGACAAAUACCCCUUGGAGAUCCGGCCGCCCGCCUCCGCCAUCGACUCCGAUAACGUGGAGAACGACCGCCUGCCGCCCCCUCUGCUGCCACAGGUCUUCGCUGGCUAGUCCCGCCCCCCUCCGCCUCCCUGAGUCAAGCACAGCCAAGCCAGGGCCUUCUCUGUACAACUCCCAGUCUUACCAAACGCUGUGAAGCCCCAGUCACUGUGACACUCCAGAAUAGGUCUGAGCUUGCUUCAUCCUAAAAUAUAGCAGUCAAAAGCCUGUUACAAUUAGAAUCUGCAGAAUAUUUUGGUAUGAAUCAGUAUUUUAUCUGAGUGGGCUAAGUGAAUUAUAACUUUUAAAAAAACUUGAGUAACUUCUGAAUUGUAAAAGUGAUAAUCUCUCGCCCUAGGGAAUGUAGUGUUUGGGGUCUUCCUUCUUGCCGCUGCCUGUAUGAUCCAGGGCCUCUCUCUGAGUGGAGCUUCCCAGGCACAGAGGACUCAUUCAGGGAGGCUCUCUGUCAGCUGCCUCAUCCCUACACUGCAGCUCCGAAUUAAUAUAUGAAUUCCAGCCCAGACACAGAACCGUGCAUAGCGCAAUGCACAUAUCAAGAUGUAUGUUCUGUAUGAUUCAGUAUUGUUUCUGCUCAGAUCAUUAUUUUCAGCGCUUACAAACAAUCCCAGAAAAGAUUGCUUCUGAAGUGUCUGAUUUCCUGGAGCAUAUUAGCGUUGCGCUGUGCACUGAGUCCCGUACUGUAUGCGAAGCAUGAGGCCGGUGCAACACUGAUAUGCUUCCCGCCUCACUUCAGAAAAUCAGACUUGAAACGUAUCUCUGAAGAGCAGUAGGUUGACUUGUCUCUUAAGAUCCAUGUGUUUGCAGGAGAGAUCUGUCCUCUUGUACGGUAGUUCAGUUUCUUCUCUUUUAAGAGUUGUAUAUACAGCAAGGCAGGCAAACACACUAAACACUACAGGCUCCCGGCUCUAGAAUCUGCUACACAAUGUAUUUAGUGUCAUAUAACUAAAGUGUCACAGAUCAGUACCAUCCAUGCAUUUAAAACUCUUAAUGAACUCCUAACUGCAGCACUAAAAAGAUCAUGUAUGGAGACCUGUCUGAAUGACAAGUCAAUGCCUUGUAAUAUCAGUGCCAGCAUAUAUCCGUACCAGCGCACAUUUCUCCUCACCUCUCAAACAUUCACAGGAAUUCAGUCUCUAUAUAGAAAACCUGUCCCGUCUUGACAGCUAUUGAUAGGACUUCAGAUCAGUGUUUGAAAAGGAUGAAGGGUGAACCGAACUCUUGUCAAUCCAGGUUUGUGAUUCAACCAGAACCAGCUGUAAAUAUUUUAAAUCUGCAAUGCUUUCCAGGGCACACAAGCCAAUAGUUGGGUAAACUGUGUACCCCAGAAUGAUCAAAAAGGAUCUGGUUGAAAUAAAAAAUGAAAUAAACUGUUCAUAUACCCUGAUAGUGAGACUGAGAAGCUCCCUGGUCUCUUGAAUUUUCACUCCAGCGGGGCACGGAAUACACUGAGAAAUAGCGUGGCUGUGUUUGCUGAGCGAGAGCGACCCCUGGUGGUACUUCCGUAGAUAGUUCAUUGCAAUACUUUCAAGCACUGAAAGGCAGACAUUCAGAGCAGCUUGUGAGGUUGGUGCUGCUCCUUUAGCUCUGAGGUACUUGAGAUCCACACUAAUCUCACUGCAGUGUGAAGGGUCUCUCUGCUCACAAUGUACAAGUGUAUAUUCAAUCCUUUAUCGGCGUAUUUUUUAAACCAUAACACGGCUGUACUAUUUAUGAUGUAAAUGUUCCAUCGAUAAUUUUUAAACAUCCUUUAACUUUCAGGUGAAACUGUAUGAAACUAAGGGUUUGAAUUGAUCAGUCAGUGCUGUAAUAUGCUCUAAACUGGCUUAUCCCACAGGGUAUAGGCUGAUCAAGCAGACCCAUGUUUCUUCUAGUUAUACCAAUGAUGUAAAUGUAACUUAUACAUUGUCAAGUGGUGUUUUUAUAGUGUUUGAAAUGUGUUUUAUUUAAUUGCAAUAAAAACCCACAACUUCCAAAUGUU
Acipenser ruthenus (sterlet) is the source of this 3733-nucleotide messenger RNA. Its product is annotated as rab5 GDP/GTP exchange factor-like. The record is from RefSeq and is a predicted model, not a curated record. Lineage: Eukaryota; Metazoa; Chordata; Actinopteri; Acipenseriformes; Acipenseridae. Gene Ontology annotation, biological process: vesicle-mediated transport. The coding region runs from base 208 to 1806 and encodes 532 amino acids. Gene Ontology annotation, molecular function: small GTPase binding; zinc ion binding; DNA binding. Gene Ontology annotation, cellular component: endocytic vesicle; cytosol. The transcript is spliced from 11 exons.